CCACUGGCUCCACAUAUGGCUCGUCUCAGAAGGAGGAGGGCGCUGCUUCAGGAGGAGCAUCCUAUGCAAAGAGGUAUCUAGAUGAUCAGAAGACAGAGAAUGGGAAGGAUAAGGAGCAGAAACAAACCAGUACCGAUAAAGAGAAAAUGAAAGAGAAAGGGAACUUCUCUGACACAGGUUUGGGUGAUGCAAAAAUGAAAUCCGAUCUAUUUGGUCCCAAAACUGAUUCUGAGAAGCCCUUCCGGGGCAGCCAAUCUCCCAAAAGGUAUAAGCUCCGGGAUGACUUUGAGAAGAAGAUGACCGACUUCCAUAAGGACGACACGGAUGACCAGGAGAAGGACAAGGCAAAGGGGAGGAAGGAGUCCGAAAUGGGCGAUGAACCCAGAUUCAUGUCUAAAGUGAUAUCGGGCUCAAACAAGAGCCAGGAGGAGGAGAAAUGCGGCAAGUGGGAGGGCCUGGUGUACGCGCCUCCAGGGAAGGAGAAGCAGAGGAAAGCAGAGGAGCUGGAGGAGGAGUCUUUCACAGAGAGAUCCAAAAAGGAGGACCGGGGAGGGACCAAGAGAGCCGAGAGCGGGCACAGGGGCUUUGUGCCCGAGAAGAAUUUCCGAGUGACUGCUUACAAAGCGGUCCAGGAGAAAAGCUCAUCGCCUCCCCCAAGAAAGACCUCCGAGAGCCGUGACAAGCUGGGAGCCAAAGGAGACUUUUCCUCAGGGAAGUCCUCCUUCUCCAUCACUCGCGAGGCCCACGUCAGUGUCCGGAUGGACUCCUUCGAUGAGGACCUUGCGCGACCCAGUGGCUUACUGGCUCAGGAACGCAAGCUUUGUCGGGAUCUAGUCCAUAGCAACAAAAAGGAACAGGAGUUCCGCUCCAUUUUCCAGCACAUACAGUCGGCCCAGUCUCAGCGCAGCCCCUCGGAGCUGUUCGCUCAGCAUAUUGUGACCAUCGUUCACCAUGUCAAAGAGCAUCACUUUGGGUCCUCAGGAAUGACUUUGCAUGAACGCUUUACUAAGUACUUAAAAAGAGGAACUGAGCAGGAAGCAGCUAAAAACAAGAAAAGCCCAGAAAUACACAGGAGGAUAGACAUUUCCCCCAGUACAUUCAGAAAACAUGGUUUGGCUCAUGAUGAGAUGAAAAGUCCCCGGGAACCUGGCUACAAGGGUGAGGGAAAAUACAAAGAUGAUCCUGUCGAUCUGCGCCUUGAUAUUGAACGUCGUAAAAAACAUAAGGAGAGAGAUCUUAAACGAGGCAAAUCAAGAGAGUCAGUGGAUUCCCGAGACUCGAGCCACUCGAGGGAAAGGUCAGCUGAGAAAACUGAGAAAGCUCACAAAGGAUCAAAGAAGCAGAAGAAGCACCGGAGAACACGAGACCGGUCCAGAUCCUCCUCCUCCUCCUCGCAGUCAUCUCACUCUUACAAAGCAGAAGAGUACACCGAGGAAGCAGAGGAGAGGGAAGAGAGCACCACGGGCUUCGACAAAUCGAGGCUGGGGACCAAGGACUUCGUGGGUCCAAGCGAGAGGGGCGGCGGCAGAGCUCGAGGAGCCUUCCAAUUCAGAGCCCGAGGGAGAGGCUGGGGCCGAGGCAACUACUCCGGUAACAACAACAACAACAGCAACAACGACUUCCAGAAGAGAAGCCGGGAGGAAGAGUGGGACCCAGAGUACACACCCAAAAGCAAGAAGUAUUACUUGCACGAUGACCGCGAAGGCGAAGGCAGUGACAAGUGGGUGAGCCGGGGCCGGGGCCGAGGCGCCUUUCCCCGGGGUCGAGGCCGAUUCAUGUUCCGGAAAUCUAGCACCAGCCCCAAAUGGGCCCAUGACAAGUUCAGUGGGGAGGAAGGGGAGAUCGAAGACGACGAGAGUGGGACAGAGAACCGAGAAGAGAAGGAUAGCCUUCAGCCCACGACUGAGUAGGGGCCGCUCUUGGUGGGAGCCCUGGCCCAGGGAGAGGCGCUGGGAAGACGCGGGUGAGAGCUGACAGAGGAGCCUCAAGAAGAUUCUGAGCCCCACCCCCUCCAGCCCUGCAGAGUCCUACUACAGCCCGCGGCACCCUGGCCCUGCGUCCCACUGGACCGAAGAGGCCACCGCAGAGCCUGGGUGGGCCCAGCUCCCACGUCGGGCUGUAGCUGUCUCUCCUGUUGGUGUGUGGGGUGGGCCGGGCUAGGGCGGGAGAGUGAUGCUUGGAUUUUGGUUUGUUCCCUAUUAGAAACCAACAGUUUUGUUCUUAAUUUCAUUUGGAGCUAAGAGGACUAAUUUGAUGAUUUUCCAAUAUCUUCUUCCUGUCCUGAUUUAAAAAAAAAAAAAAA
Tupaia belangeri chinensis (Chinese tree shrew) is the source of this 2302-nucleotide messenger RNA. It is a transcript of the gene THRAP3, whose product is annotated as thyroid hormone receptor associated protein 3. Gene Ontology annotation, cellular component: mediator complex. Gene Ontology annotation, biological process: positive regulation of transcription by RNA polymerase II. The record is from RefSeq and is a predicted model, not a curated record. Gene Ontology annotation, molecular function: DNA binding; transcription coregulator activity. NCBI's taxonomy places the organism in Eukaryota, Metazoa, Chordata, Mammalia, Scandentia, Tupaiidae.